GGGUAUUCCGUCACACAGGGAACCUUAGAAAUCCUAUACCCCGACUCUCACCUCUCGGCACAGGACUUUAAUAUUUAUGGACAUGGAGGCAGGCAUUUUUGGCUCGCAAGCUCCUGCUUCUUCUUUUUGGUAUACACACUAGUUUCUAUACUACCGAAAACCCCCCUGAAAGAUCGCAUCUCUCUUCCAUCUAGGAAGAGUUUCUACAUCUACGCCAUUAGCAAUGGGCUCUGUUUGGUGGAUGUCACCACAUUUUUAUACUUCAGCCUCUUUGCGCCACUCAUGUAUGCAGCUUUCCUGAAAGGCUUCUUUGGGUCAGAGCCCAAGAUCCUCUUCUCCUACAAGUCGCAGGUGGACGAGCCGGAAGAUACAGACGUCCACCUCCCGCAUCCCUACGCCGUAGCAAGGAAAGAUGGCGUUGAUUCGGGAUACUACAACACUCAAAUUGACACG
Molecule: messenger RNA, 453 nt
Organism: Staurois parvus
Lineage: Eukaryota; Metazoa; Chordata; Amphibia; Anura; Ranidae
Source: the annotation of a GenBank genome assembly